Molecule: messenger RNA, 1059 nt
Organism: Myripristis murdjan (pinecone soldierfish)
Lineage: Eukaryota; Metazoa; Chordata; Actinopteri; Holocentriformes; Holocentridae
Gene: ormdl2
Product: ORMDL sphingolipid biosynthesis regulator 2
Exons: 4
Coding region: 130-591 (153 amino acids)
Cellular component (GO): endoplasmic reticulum membrane
Source: RefSeq, a predicted model, not a curated record
CUCAGAUGGAGCUGACAGUGUUGUUAGUGACCAGAUGUGUCUCAGAUGCCGCAGAGCCCGACCACAACCUAGGAAAGGCGGGGUUAAGUAACAAGGAAUUUCCUGGUGAGCUACAACAACACAGGAAGGAUGAAUGUGGGUGUAGCUCACAGCGAGGUGAACCCCAACACACGGGUGAUGAACAGCAGAGGGAUAUGGCUGACCUACCUGCUGUUGACCGUGGUGCUGCACAUUGUCCUGCUCAGCAUCCCCUUCUUCACGGUGCCUCUCGUCUGGACCCUCACAAACGUCAUCCACAAUCUGGUGAUGUACUUGUUCCUGCACACGGUAAAGGGAACUCCUUUUGAAACACCGGACCAAGGCAAAGCCCGUCUGCUGACGCACUGGGAACAGAUGGACUACGGCGUCCAGUUCACAUCCUCUCGCAAGUUCCUCACCAUCUCACCCAUCGUCCUGUAUAUUCUUGCCAGUUUCUACACAAAAUAUGAUGCCACUCAUUUCAUAAUCAACACCAGCUCCCUCCUCAGUGUCCUCCUUCCAAAGUUGCCUCAGUUCCACGGAGUUCGGAUAUUUGGAAUCAACAAAUACUGACACAAUUGAACACUGGAUUUUCACCGCCACUGGAUUUUAACUUCCUUUUUCAACGAACUAUACGUCUGAGGCGUCGUGGUCGAGGACAGGAGAGCCAAUUUGAAGUGUCUUCGUCGCACAGCGGUGUGUGACGGAGGAAUGUAUGAAGAUUGCACAGUUCACGCUGACUCUUGAAAGGCCUGGAAGAAAACCUGUUAAAAUGCACUGCUGCUCUGAUGUGUGUUUAUGAUGAUAAAGGUUACUGAAUCAUUUGACUUUCUUUCCUCUUUAUUGACACUCGUGAUGUGUUUGCACAUGUUCAGACUCUCGACUAGCUCUCUCUCAAAUGUUGUCUUGUAGAACGCGCAAAGUGACCUGCACAUCUUUCUUUCUUUUUUCCAUGGAUUAUGAUGAUCUUUUCUGAUCCCAAAUGAACUUUAUGUCUUAAAACUGUGAGUUUCUAGUCUGUGCCAUUAUAUGAAAAUGUGU